Cygnus olor (mute swan) is the source of this 827-nucleotide messenger RNA. It is a transcript of the gene DENR, whose product is annotated as density regulated re-initiation and release factor. Gene Ontology annotation, molecular function: mRNA binding; translation initiation factor activity. The record is from RefSeq and is a predicted model, not a curated record. Bases 4 to 600 code for a protein of 198 amino acids. Lineage: Eukaryota; Metazoa; Chordata; Aves; Anseriformes; Anatidae. Gene Ontology annotation, biological process: translation reinitiation; formation of translation preinitiation complex. The transcript is spliced from 7 exons.
GACAUGGCCACAGACGUAGCUGAUCCUGUGGUCCCUGACUGCAAAGGAGACGUAAGGAGCGGUGCCAGGUCAGAUGCUGACUAUCCUCUUCGGGUUCUCUACUGCGGAGUCUGUUCACUGCCAACAGAGUACUGCGAAUACAUGCCUGACGUGACUAAAUGCAGACAAUGGUUAGAAAAGAAUUUUCCAGAUGAGUUUGCAAAACUUACAGUAGAAAAUUCACCCAAACAGGAAGCUGGGGUUGGAGAAGGCCAAGGAACUGCAGGAGAAGAGGAAGAGAAGAAGAAGCAAAAGAGAGGUGGAAGAGGUCAGAUAAAACAGAAGAAGAAGACUGUACCACAAAAAGUUACGAUAGCUAAAAUUCCUAGAGCAAAGAAAAAAUACGUCACAAGAGUAUGUGGCCUUGCAACCUUUGAAAUCGAUCUUAAGGAAGCGCAAAGGUUUUUUGCUCAGAAAUUUUCCUGCGGUGCCUCAGUAACAGGAGAAGAUGAAAUAAUCAUUCAGGGGGAUUUCACAGAUGACAUUAUCGAUGUAAUACAAGAGAAGUGGCCUGAGGUGGAUGAUGACAGCAUUGAAGAUCUUGGAGAAGUCAAGAAGUGAUAGUGAAAGACUACCUUUAUUUAAUUUUAUGGUUAUUAAUGAUGUAGCCAAAGUGAGGCUUCUAAAUCCAUUGACUCUGCAGUGAAACUGUGGAGAACCCGUAUCCUUGGCAUUUUCACUGUUCUGUAUAGGCUGCUUCUUUUUUUGUUGUGAUAUUUGCCAAAGCUAAAUUGGGGUUCUAUCAUGCUUACGCAUGAAGUAGAUUUAAAUAAAAUUACUGUUCCUCA